Cannabis sativa is the source of this 2532-nucleotide messenger RNA. Its product is annotated as scarecrow-like protein 32. The transcript has a single exon. Gene Ontology annotation, biological process: regulation of DNA-templated transcription. The record is from RefSeq and is a predicted model, not a curated record. Bases 737 to 2212 code for a protein of 491 amino acids. Gene Ontology annotation, molecular function: DNA-binding transcription factor activity; sequence-specific DNA binding. NCBI's taxonomy places the organism in Eukaryota, Viridiplantae, Streptophyta, Magnoliopsida, Rosales, Cannabaceae. Gene Ontology annotation, cellular component: nucleus.
AAUAAAUAAUAUAAAAAACCGUUAAAUAUUCCUAUCCCGCUAUGUAGGUAUGUAAAUAUCCCUGGCCGGAUAUAUAUGGAUACAUAAGUCAUACAACAAAAUCACUCAAAGGCAAGCUUUCAAGUUCAAUUUAAAAUAAUCAAAGGUGUACUCGUGAGGAACUUUUUUUUUGUCAUUUUAUUAUCCUUACUCAAAUUUCGUUUUAAAAUACAUUUGUCUUCUUUUGGAUUAUUUUUAUGUGUAUAUCUGGAUAACUUGCUCAACAGAGACCUCUCACUUGUAUAUAUAUAUACCCACAUAGUUGGCAGAAACUAUGAACUAGCUCUCUCUCUCUCUCUCUCUCUCUCUCUCUCUCUCUCUCUCUCUCUCUCUCUCUCAUUACAUAUUUAAAACGAGCUAGCUAGACUAUAUAGUGCCAUGAAAUUAAAAAUCUCCAACAUGUACCAUGUUUUCUCAAUCUGAAAAUUUCAGUCUCCAAUAGAUAAAACUACCCUAGCUUCUUCAAUAUCCUAAUCACCAAUAUCAAGAAGACGCGUGUAAAAAACCCACAAAAGAAAACAAAUUUAGAUAUAGCUACUCGAUAUCUCCAAAGCUUUACUUUCCCUCUUCUUUAAUUCUCAUUCUUCACUAUUCUCUCCCUAUUAUAAUAUCAUCAUCCUCGAUCCGCCUCUUAAUUUGUGGCUCAAAAAGUGAGAAAGCAAAAGAAAAUAAACCCUAAUUACUUUCUCCCUUGGCCAUGAAAACCGAAUUAAGAGGAAGCACUUCAACAACUUCUGUUUCUCUACAAAGCCCUAAUAACACUAAUAAUGUGUUCAUUAACAGUACUCCUCAAGGGUCUCUAGCUGGGGCUGCCCUUAGAGGAUGUCUAGGAAGCCUUGAUGGGGAUUGUAUAGAGAAGCUUUUGCUUCACUGUGCGAGUGCUUUAGAGAGAAACGACGUCACUUUGGCCCAACAAGUGAUGUGGGUUCUCAACAAUGUGGCCUCUUCAGUGGGUGAUCCUAACCAAAGGCUCACCUCUUGGUUUCUAAAGGCACUAAUCUCAAGGGCAUCAAGGAUUUGCCCUAGUACUAGUACUACCACUACUACUACUCCUUCUACUACAACAAGUACAGAUAUGUCAAACGGCGUCGUUCAGAGUACGAGGUUGAUGUCGGUAACUGAAUUAGCUGGCCGGUAUGUUGACCUAAUCCCUUGGCACCGGUUUGGAUAUUGUGCUUCAAAUAGUCUCAUUUUCAAGGCAAUUCAAGGCUACAAUAAAGUUCAUAUAUUAGAUUUUAGCAUCACUUACUGUAUGCAGUGGCCUACUUUGAUAGAUGCCUUAGCUAAAAGGCCUGAAGGCCCUCCUUCCCUUAAAAUUACCGUCCCUUCAUUCCGGCCACCAGUCCCUCCUUUGCUCAAUAUAUCUUCUCAUGAAGUUGGCCUCCGUUUAGCAAAUUUCUCAAAGUUUAGAGAAGUACCCUUUGAAUUCAAUGUUAUUGGAAAUGUUAUACACUCAUCAUCAUCACCACCUAAUUAUUAUAAUUCCUCUCCUGUUGAAAAUACUACUAGUCAUCAUGAUAAUGAAGAAUAUAACUCUUCUACCUUUCAAUUUGAAUUGCUUCUAACUCAUCUCAAUGCUUCUUCACUAAACCUCCAAGAUGAUGAAGCUUUGGUUGUAAAUUUCCAGAACUGGCUACGAUAUUUGCCUGACAAUAAUGACAAUAACAGCAACUCUUUACGUGACAGUUUUCUCAACACGAUUAAAGGCCUAAACCCAAGAAUUGUAGUGGUGGUUGAUGAAGACUCUGACCUAAACUCCUCAAGUCUCUCAUCAAGGAUAACAACAUGUUUCAACUAUCUAUGGAUACCCUUUGAUGCCUUGGAAACUUUCUUACCAAAAGACAGUUGCCAGAGGAUGGAAUACGAGUCGGAUAUCGGUCACAAGAUCCAAAACAUCAUCGGCUUUGAAGGGUUCCAAAGAAUAGAGAGGUUGGAGUCCGGUGCUACAUUGUCCCAAAGAAUGAGAAACGCUGGCUUUUUGAGCAUUCCAUUUGGUGAAGAUACAAUUAAAGAAGUAAAGGCUUUGCUUGAUGAACAUGCAAGUGGGUGGGGGAUGAAGAAGGAGGAAGAAGAUCAUAUGUUGGUGCUCACUUGGAAGGGUCACAGCUCAGUUUUUUCUACUGCUUGGGUCCCCAUAAUCACUAACUUGGAUGCUGAUGAUGAGGAUGAUUAAAUUAAUAUGGGCUAAUAUAUUUGUGGCCUGUAUAUAUAGCUAGCUAGUGUCUUAUAUUAAUUAAUUGAAAAAUGUUCACACAUGUGGGAUUAAUUAGUAGUGACUAGUAGCUAAUGUAUUCUUCAUUUGUGGUCCAUAAUCUUGGUAGAGGAAAUGACAAUGUAACAAGUUUGUCUAAUUUUGGUUAAAUUGUCAGGAAAAAGAGAAAGGAAAAAAAGCAGUACAAAAGGCCAGUUUGUAACGAGUUAUGUUCAUUUGCUGUGUAUAUAUAUGAGCAUAUAUAUGAAAUGGAAAGAAGAGAGAUUACACGUCUUCUAAUA